Molecule: messenger RNA, 1646 nt
Organism: Ceratosolen solmsi marchali
Lineage: Eukaryota; Metazoa; Arthropoda; Insecta; Hymenoptera; Agaonidae
Product: esterase FE4-like
Exons: 9
Coding region: 9-1580 (523 amino acids)
Source: RefSeq, a predicted model, not a curated record
AGCUUGAAAUGACCGAACCAGUCGUUGUAACCUCUUGCGGACAUUUGCGAGGCUCUAUUGAAAAAAGUGUUGAGGGUUUUGAGUAUUAUGCAUUCAAAGGAGUACCGUAUGCCAAACCACCAAUUGGCGAACUUAGAUUUCAGGAUCCUCAGCCACCAGAAGCAUGGGUAGGUACGAGAGAUGCAACCAUUUUUGGAUCGCCUUGCGCUCAAUUCGAUCAAUUUAAACAAUCAUAUGUAGGAUCUGAUGAUUGCUUAUACUUAAAUAUUUACGUCAAAUCUAUUACGCCUAAUUUAAAUCUUCCGGUUAUGAUGUGGAUUCAUGGAGGUGCAUUCAGUUUUGGUUCUGGGGACGAUGAACUUUAUGGUCCUGAUUAUUUACUGAGAAAAGAUAUUGUUUUGGUGACGAUUAAUUAUAGACUUGGUGUAUUUGGUUUUUUGAAUUUGGAAGAUGAAAUUAUGCCAGGAAAUCAAGGUAUGAAAGAUCAAGUUAUGGCUUUGAGAUGGAUUCAACAAAAUAUUGCAAUCUAUGGAGGAGAUCCAAAUAAUGUGACUCUUUUUGGGGAAAGUUCGGGAGCAGCGUGUGUUCACUAUCUGGCAUUAUCACCAAUGACAAAAGGACUUCUACAUAAGAUUAUAUGCCAAAGUGGUGUAGCUAUUAACACAUGGGCAUCGUUACCAAACCCGAAACAAUAUGCAUAUGCCUUAUGUAAAACAUUAGGCUACGAGACAAAUAAAUCUGAAGAAAUCGUUAAAUAUUUAAGAACAAUCGAUCAUUUCAAACUAGUUAAAAUGCAAGAGAAAUUACGAAGCAUAGAGGAAAAGAUGCAAUUACUAUAUCCUUUCGGGCCAGCAAUGGAUGUUAAAUCGGCGAAUCCAUUUAUGCCAAUACCUAUAUCAGAAGCUAUUCAGAGAGGAUUGAAUAUACCUGUCCUCUUAGGAUAUAAUAACCGGGAAGGAAUAUACUCUUUAGCAACACUUCAAAACGCUAAAAUGAGGGAUGUUGACAAGAAUUUUAACAAUUAUAUGCAUCCUAAUUUGUUAAGCUUUUUACAAAAAAAUAAUUUAACAUCAUAUAAUUUAAGGGAAAUAUAUAAUUGCGCACAAUUAACUGAACAGAAUUAUUCAAAUAAAUUAAUCGAUUUGAUGGGGGAUAUGUAUAUUAGUUUAGGCUGUCACAUAACCAUAAAAUUUCUUAUCUUACAAAAUUUGGCGCCAAUAUAUUUUUAUAAAUUCAGUUAUGAUAAAGGCCUCUCGUUAACAAAACUUAUGGUGCAAACAUCACUUAAAGGUGCUUCUCAUUUUGACGAAGUUCCAUACUUAUUUUAUAUGCGCUAUUUUGAUACAUUGGGUAUUGAUCACCUGCAGAGGGGUACCAAUAGUUAUAAAGUAAUGGAACAAAUGAUAGAAAUGUGGACAAAUUUUGCAAAAAAUGGGAUGCCCACAUCAACUAUAUCUAAUCUAAUUUCUGAAAAAUGGACACGUGUGACUAAUCCUAUUCAUCUGUCUUAUAUGAAUAUUGAUACAAAAUUAAGUAUGAACAAUACAAUUAACAUUGAGCAGCAUCUGUGUAGUGGUUAAAAAAUUACAAAUGAAUGUAUUAAUAAUAUACCAAGUUUUGAGAUGGAAAAAUAUUGUGGUUUGGAC